AUGUUCUCGCACGGCUCGAAUACACCUCCUUACCAACAACAGAAUCGUGCUUCAUCAUCUCCAUACAACAUCACUACCACCUUCGGAUCUCCUCCUCCGUUUUCUGUUUCUGAUUUGCAGCAAUAUUUGCAGGAGAAGAGAGUGGAAGAAUUGUUCGUAAGCUUGAUGCAAGCCAUUUGUUUGGAACGUCCGCAACACAUCAUUCCGUUCCUUCAUCAGAAAUUGGCUCAAAUUGAAUGCUUUGCUGGUGUAGUUUCUCAACAACAAGUACCUCCACAGACAUCAUCACAACCACAACCCGUACAACAAUUUUAUACAACCACAGCGCCUUCAUACAACAACAUACAGCAACAGCCUCCACAACCACAACCCGUACAACCACAACCACAAGCAUAUUCUUUUGGAUCCUCACAACCCAAGCAAGCUACUAGUGCUAAAUCUCCUCCAUCAAUUGGAGCAAGCAGUACCGUACAGCAACAACAACAACCUCCAAAAUCUCCUUCUCCAUUUAGUUGGGACAAUAGAAGUGCUUUCACCGAACCUGGAGAAGAUGUUUCGGCUGAAAAACCACCAAAGGCCAAUGGCGAUUCUUCUGUUCGUUUUGCUGUGCCUUCUCCAAGUUCAAAUCCUUUGUCUGAAAACAGCGCAGGUAUUGAUUGGAAUGAAAGCGAGAAUCGCAGAAGAAGAUAUUCCAUUUCUGUGGCUAGAAGAAGAGCUGUUAGUAGUGAGGUUUUAGAUGAAUCAAAGCCAUUAACCGCAGAAGAGUUGCAGGUCCAUCAUAAAACUCCAGAAGAAAUGUCCAAGCUUAGGGAAGCUUUGGCAUCAAACGCUCUUUUCACUUCAUUGGAACCAGAGGAUUUAAAAAUUAUCUUAGAUGCCAUGUUUGAAGUUAAUGUCAAAAAGGGGGAUACUAUCAUUCGCCAGGGAGACGAACAAGGUGAUUUAUUCUAUGUGAUUUAUAGUGGAGAGUGUGAAGCGCUCAAAAAAAAUGGUAAUGAAGAGAAGGUCGUUAAGGAUUAUUCAGCAGGAGAUGCAUUCGGAGAAUUGGCUCUUAUUUAUGGAACUCCAAGAGCAGCUACUGUUCGUGCCAAGUCUGACUGUAAAUUAUAUGCUAUUGAUCGUGUCACAUUCCGUCGUAUUGUCAUGUUAAAUACGAAGCGUAAGCGUGAAAUGUAUGAAGACUUUUUGAAACGUGUUCCAAUUUUGGAAACUCUAACUGAUUACGAGAGAAUGACUGUUGCAGACGCUCUCGUUCAAGAAACAUAUGAUGCAGAAACUGAUAAGGGCCGUUAUAUUAUCAGACAAGGUGAUCGGGGAGAUGCUUUCUACAUUAUUAUUGAGGGUGAAGUUGUCGUUAAGAAGAAAGCAAAUCUUUCGGAUAUUAAUGCUCCAGAAGAAGAGUUGACUAGACUUAGCGUUGGUGAUUACUUUGGAGAAAUUGCCUUACUAACAGACCAAACUCGACAAGCAAGUGUGUGCAUUCCUGAGGAUGCUACUGAAAAUGUCAAGCUUGUGAGACUCAACAGAAAGGACUUUAAGAGCCUGUUGGGUCCUUGUGAGGAAAUCUUGAAGAGAAACAUGAGACUGUACACUCAAUAUGUGACUCAAAUAUAA
Naegleria fowleri is the source of this 1614-nucleotide messenger RNA. RefSeq lists its product as uncharacterized. The transcript has a single exon. Bases 1 to 1614 code for a protein of 537 amino acids. Lineage: Eukaryota; Heterolobosea; Eutetramitea; Acrasida; Naegleriidae. The record is from RefSeq and is a predicted model, not a curated record.